Molecule: messenger RNA, 1982 nt
Organism: Cervus elaphus (red deer)
Lineage: Eukaryota; Metazoa; Chordata; Mammalia; Artiodactyla; Cervidae
Gene: GPER1
Product: G protein-coupled estrogen receptor 1
Exons: 2
Coding region: 455-1519 (354 amino acids)
Biological process (GO): G protein-coupled receptor signaling pathway
Cellular component (GO): membrane
Molecular function (GO): G protein-coupled receptor activity
Source: RefSeq, a predicted model, not a curated record
CCGCCAGGGGCAGGCCUGGCCGGAGCAGGCGGGCGGGCUGGCCGAGGGCUGGGUGCCGCGGCUUCCUGCUCCUCCCCACUCCUCUCUGGAGUCCUGCGAAGGUCCUGAUUCCACCCCAAGUCCAGAGUCACUACUGUUCCCCAGCAGGGACACAUCGGGAGGCUGGCUGAGCCCCGCUCCCCGGGACAGGACAAGUCUGCUCAGAGCAACGCACAUCGGGUGGCCAGAGGCGGCACAGGUGCCACGGAGUGAGGGCGCAGGCUCAGUGCGGACACGGACUGCAGCCUCCGGCUGCACAGGCGCCCGGAGACCUGCUCUGGCCUCACAGACGCCUGGCUCACUUCCAGGAGCGCCACCUCUCUUUCUCAAGAUGCGUUUCCUGCUCUGCACGGGCUUCCGGGAGCCACGCAGCGCAUCCUGAGAGCCCGGCCACCCCCGGCGUCCCUGGCUCGGCAUGGAGCUGCCGCCGGGCACCUACAACGACACGGCCGCAGGGCUGGAGCUGCCGCGCACGCUGGCUAACGGCUCUGCAGCGCUCUCAGAGCGGCAGCAGUACGCCAUCGGGCUCUUCCUGUCCUGCCUGUACACCAUCUUCCUCUUCCCCAUUGGCUUCGUGGGCAACCUGCUCAUCCUGGUGGUGAACAUCCGCUUCCGGGAGAAGAUGACCAUUCCCGACCUGUACUUCAUCAACCUGGCGGCCGCGGACCUCAUCCUGGUGGCGGACUCGCUCAUCGAAGUGUUCAACCUGGACGAGCAGUACUACGACAUCGCUGCGCUCUGCACCUUCAUGUCGCUCUUCCUGCAGGUCAACAUGUACAGCAGCGUCUUCUUCCUCACCUGGAUGAGCUUCGACCGCUACCUGGCCCUGGCCAAGGCCGUGCGCUGCGGCCCGUUCCGCACAAAGCCUUGUGCGCGGGUGAGCUGCGGCCUCAUCUGGAUGGCCUCCGUGUCUGCCACGCUGGCGCCCUUCACGGCUGCCCACCUGCAGCGCAGUGAGGACGCGUGCUUCUGCUUCGCCGAUGUCCGGGAGGUGCAGUGGCUAGAGGUCACGCUAGGCUUCGUGCUGCCCUUCGCCGUCAUCGGCCUCUGCUACGCGCUCAUCGUGCGCGUGCUGGUGAGCGCGCACCGGCACCGUGGCCUGCGCCCGCGGAGGCAGAAGGCACUGCGCAUGAUCCUGGCCGUGGUGCUGGUCUUCUUCGUGUGCUGGCUGCCCGAGAACGUCUUCAUCAGCGUGCACCUGCUGCAGCGCGCGCCGCCGGGGGCCGCGCCCUGCCAGCGCUCCCCCCGCCACGCCCACCCGCUGGCCGGCCACGUGGUCAACCUGGCCGCCUUCUCCAACAGCUGCCUCAACCCGCUCAUUUACAGCUUCCUCGGGGAGACCUUCCGCGACAAGCUGCGGCUCUACCUGGAGCAGAAAAGCGGCCUGUCGGCCCUGAACCGCCUCUGCCACGCGGCCCUGAAGGCCGUGGUCCCGGACAGCGCAGAGCAGGCCGAGGUGAAGCUCAGCAGCACCGUGUAGGGGCCGCAGGGGAGGACGGCGCGCCCCGCGCGGCCCUGGGGCGUCUGUCCACCGGUGGCUCCCACAGAACCGCCCCCUGCCUCUGGCACAUGCUGGGCCCGGGGCAGAAGCUUCUGAAGCCCCCAAGGAGAGCAGAAAGGAGGGCGCCGGGAUGAGGCAGCCUUGUUUCCAGGCGGAUGUGCCGUGAACCCGCCAUCUCGGGGACGGAAGGCGCAGGCUGACGUGAGCUGGGGGUGUGGGGCGCGCUCCACGGCGGGUGUGCACCAGGCCCCCGCGCCUCCCUCCACACCUGGGGGAAACUUCCUGAAGGGUGGGCUGCGGCAGGCGUGUUAAGAACCUGCCUCUGAAACACAGUGGUGACAGUGACAACAUAGAGUCUUCCUGUUAAAAUGUAAGAAAGAAACCUAACAAGUCCCGGGCUGUUCAGCCUUUUGUCAAUAAAACUGUUGCCAAUGUCUCUGAA